Molecule: messenger RNA, 282 nt
Organism: Colletotrichum spaethianum
Lineage: Eukaryota; Fungi; Ascomycota; Sordariomycetes; Glomerellales; Glomerellaceae
Exons: 1
Coding region: 1-282 (93 amino acids)
Source: RefSeq, a predicted model, not a curated record
AUGGCCUACGGCAUCAUGGGCAGCACGCGCCAGAGCUUCAUGCUCACGUACCAGAGUACGCGGCCCGUCAAGGCGCUCUACUUCGACGGCGAGUCCGCCGCGCUCAUGGGGCUGGGCCAGCUGGACACGCAGAUGCUGCACCUCUACGGCAACGUCUCCGGGCCGAGCAGCAAAGACGGACGCUGGCGCGGCCUGGAGCCCGAGUAUGACCGGGCUACGGGGCUCUGCGACUGGUUGCUGGAGAAGAGGUUGAGGGGCGAAGGGUGGGGGAUCGAGGGGUAG